Drosophila takahashii is the source of this 1191-nucleotide messenger RNA. Its product is annotated as odorant receptor 98a-like. NCBI's taxonomy places the organism in Eukaryota, Metazoa, Arthropoda, Insecta, Diptera, Drosophilidae. Gene Ontology annotation, biological process: detection of chemical stimulus involved in sensory perception of smell; sensory perception of smell. The record is from RefSeq and is a predicted model, not a curated record. Gene Ontology annotation, molecular function: odorant binding; olfactory receptor activity. Gene Ontology annotation, cellular component: plasma membrane.
AUGUUUACGUACUUGCGAAAACCUAUCCCCCAGAAUCUCCUCACUUCGCCAGAGGCAUUUCGGUACUUUGAGGUUGGAAUGUUUUGGAUGGGAUGGAUGGCUCCUCAAGGGAAAGAAGUAUUAUAUUAUAUUGUAUCGGCUUUCCUAAUAGCUUGGUGCGUUAUCUAUCUGCCCGUUGGAAUCAUUAUUUCCUUUGUCAAGGAUAUUAAGACCUUCAAUCCCAGCGAACUACUGACUGUUCUACAGCUCUUUUUCAACUCCUUCGGAACGCCCUUAAAAAUCUUAUUCUUCAAGCUGCACUUUUGGCGAUUUGUCAAGGCCCGAUAUCUCUUGGAACAAAUGGACCAACGAAGCACUAGUCUUAAAGAGCGAUUCGAAAUCCAUCGAUGCGUGGUCAACUGCAACAGGGCCUAUCUCAUAUACCAGUUUAUGUAUUUCGGCUACACUAUAUCCACUUUUAUAUCGGGUGCUAUAUCGGAGUUCCUGCCCUGGCGCAUCUAUAAUCCCAUUGUGGAUUGGCACGAAAGUAUAAAGAGUUUCUGGAAGGCUCUGCUUCACGAGACCCUCCUGAUGUUAUUUUCCGUAUCUCAAACCCUAUUGACUGAUAUCUAUCCACUAAUUUAUGGAUUGAUGUUGAGAACGCACCUCAAUCUACUGAGGCGAAGGGUUGACAAACUAUGCACGGAUCCCGAAAAAAACGAUGAAGAAAAUCAGGAGGACUUGGUGAACUGCAUAAGGGAUCACCAGUUAAUAAAGGAAUUUGCUCAAGUAAUACGACCCGUCAUCGCUCGCACUAUCUUCGUUCAAUUUCUACUGAUCGGCCUUCUUUUGGGCUUGUCCUUGAUAAAUCUGCUCUUCUUUGCCGACUUUUGGACCGGUUUGGCCACAGUGGCUUACAUAAAUGGGCUAAUGUUCCAAACAUUUCCGUUCUGCUUCGUUUGUGACCUGAUCAAGUCGGAUUGCGAACUCCUCGAGGCAGCUAUAUUUCAUUCGAAUUGGCCUGGCACCAGUCAAAGAUACAAGUCCUUAUUGAUCUUCUUCUUGCAGAACUCCCAAAAUACAAUUGUCUUUACAGCUGGAUCCAUUUUUUCUAUAUCCACGAGCUCGAAUAUCAAGGUGGCUAAGCUGGCAUUUUCGGUAGUAACUUUUGUCAAUCAACUGAACAUAGCUGACAGAUUGACUAAAAAUUAG